UCUUUUCUUUUCCUUUCUUUUUUAUUUUUUUGUCCUUAAUUUAAUUCAAUUUAAUUUAAUGUGCCCUUCGAUCUUUUCAUUUGAAUAAUAAUUGGGGGUUGGGGGGGGGCAUCUGUUCUCUUCUGCUUGUGCUGGCCUCGCGAGCACUCUUCUGUUGAAACUCCCUUUUUGAGUUUGAAUUCAGCAAAGUGAGGCCAUUUUUAGGAUAUGGCUAGGAGGGGCUAAUUCAGUCCGUGCAUGGAGAGGAUGGAAAUGGAGAUUGGAGCAUUCAAUAGAAAGAGUGAGGGCAACUGCAUACUUGUGGGGCUCCAAAUGGAUGCCAUAGGGCGGGAAUUGCUCAACUGGGCAAUCACCAAGUUGGCGGAGCAAGGAGAUCGCAUCGUCGCCAUCCAUAUUUGCCGCAAAUCCGAUCUCUCCAAGACCAGCACUCUGUCUCUGAUCAAGGUGUUAGAGGACUAUUUGACAGUGUUCGAGAGCCUGUGCGGUAUGAAGCAGGUGAUUCUUGUGGGUCGAGUCACUCCGGGAAGUUCGAUCCAGAAAGUGCUUGUGAAGGAAGCAAAACUGUGCGCCGCCAUGGCAGUGGUAGUUGGAGCAAACAAGAACUACUCGUUUGGAGGUGCGGCUUCUCUAGCAAAGUAUUGUGCCAAGAAACUCCCCCCAACUACUUGUGUAAUAGCAAUUCAGAAUAGCAAGGUGAUUUUCAAAAGGGAGCCGAUUGAAACCCCUCCAGGCAAAGAGCCAAAGCCGGUUCUGCGCAGUGUAUUGCAUCCAAGCGUUGGCAUGAAUCCAAAAGUUAUCAUCCCCAAUUCGAAUCUUAAGUCCGGAGAGGGAGUAAACAUACACGGCGACGUCCCUAAAGAGCGCAGCCUUGUUAUUCGUGAUGAGGCCUCCAAAAGUGCUUCAAGCUCUGUUGCUGUUUUAGUGAAGAAGUUGCCAGAGAAAAGACUCGGUUGGCCCUUGCUCAGAAAGGCAUCAUCGAAUUUCAAAACACCGGGAGAGGAAGAAGCCCGGAAGUUAUCAGUGGUCCAGUGGGUCAUGAACCUACCAAAUCGAUCUUCACCGUCCAUUGAACCGCAGAAGGAGUUAGCCAAAGAAUUGAAAAACAUCUUGGAAACCAAUUCAUAGAGAUGUCAAAUCAUCAAACAUCCUUCUCACCAAUGACUUUGAGCCCCAGUUAUCUGAUUUUGGACUAGCCAUAUGGGCACCGAACAAUUCAUCCUCCCUAACGCAUAGUGAUGUCGUCGGGACUUUUGGAUACCUAGCUCCCGAGUAUUUUAUGUACGGGAAGGUUAGUGAUAAGAUUGAUGUGUACGCCUUCGGUGUUGUCCUACUUGAACUUCUAACAGGAAGAAAACCAAUCGCUGAUGAGAGUCCCAAGGGCCAAGAAAGUCUGGUUAUGUGGGCAUCGCCGAUACUAAACCAAGGGGAUGUUACUGUUUUAUUGGAUCCGGCGCUCGGGGGAAACUACAACGAACUCCAAGUACGAAGAAUGGUCUCGGCUGCAUCUCUCUGCAUUACAAGGUCAG
Molecule: messenger RNA, 1526 nt
Organism: Ananas comosus (pineapple)
Lineage: Eukaryota; Viridiplantae; Streptophyta; Magnoliopsida; Poales; Bromeliaceae
Product: probable receptor-like serine/threonine-protein kinase At5g57670
Biological process (GO): protein phosphorylation
Molecular function (GO): ATP binding; protein kinase activity
Source: RefSeq, a predicted model, not a curated record